CUUGGACAAAAAAAAAAAAGAAAAGAAAAGAAAAAUGCAAGCAUAUAUGGUCAAGAACAAGCUUACUGCUGCCAUCGUUCGUUAUAAAGUGGUACUACAGUACAACAGUUCUUGCAGUGACAAAGAAAGUUGUUUGAUCAUAUCGACAAUCUGUCAAUUAAUUGGACCAAAUUAUUUUGAAGGGAAGUAAAAUUAUGAAACUUUUUUAUAAUAUAUCACAGCCUGUCAAAAGUGUUAAACUAAGUAUUGCUUUUAUAAUAAUCGAGUAAAUAUUAAGAACAUUAAUCCACAUUGCAUUCAUUGCCCCAUGAAUGCAAUGAAUUAUGUUUAUUCAUAAUUCAUUGCAUUUAUGGCGCUUACAAAACUACGAAUGCGUCUUGUCAAAAUCUGAGCACUUUGUAGCACCUUACAAGACACCUCUGCUGAAUUGCACACAAGCUGGGUUGCUGGUUCUUUUGCAUUUUCAUUAUGACAAAAGGCAAAACAACUCACUAGAGAAAUGAUGAGUAAGCCUUCUGAGUCAAGUGAACUUUGAAGCUGGAGAUUUGACUUCACAGCAAAAAUCCACUCCCUCCAUGAACUCUGAAUUUUUGAUCCACAAUAAAAAACAAUACAUUUUCUUCUAAGUCAAUAGAUGUAUUAAAGUUAAUCAAUUACUGCAGUGCAACACCUUUAAUUUUGUCAUGAAGCAAAUAGAGAUCAGAGUCCAGUGAAAUAAGCAACUUAUUUCUCCAGAGACAACAAAUAUUGAUCAGUACCUUUACAGAUGGUACAGAGCGAAAAUUUUCUUCUUCACAUAACAUAAUCUUUUUUCCUUAGAAACAAAUUAAAAGCUUCCUGACCGUCCAGGUUGGCAGAAUGGAUUUGUUUUUUUCCAUAUUUGGUUUCUUUUUUGAUUGGGAUUUAAAGAGUCUACUGCUGUUUGCAGUGGUUUUCAUCAUCACUGCGGAUUAUGUUAAAAACCGUCGACCACGUGGCUUCCCUCCAGGACCCAGAGCUCUACCAAUUGUGGGAAACAUAUUUACAUGGGACCAAAGCAAGCCCCAUGAGAAGCUGAUUGAGCUGGCAAGGACUUAUGGAGAUGUAUACAGUCUAAGAUUUGGUCAGAAUUGGGCAGUGGUGUUAAAUGGAUUCGAUGCCAUCAAGGAGGGUUUGGUUGUAAAUGGAGACAACAUGGUGGACCGCCCAGUACUUGCUUUGCAGGACGAAAUAGGAGGCGGAUUAGGUGUUAUAUUCAGUAAUGGAAACCUCUGGAAACAGCAGAGACGCUUUGCUCUUUCAACCCUCAAAUACUUUGGGUUCGGGAAGAAGUCUCUUGAGCCUGUCAUCCUGGAUGAAUUCACACAUUGCGCAGAAGAGAUCCGAGGCCAUAAAGGAAAGCCUGUGAAUCCACAUCUCAUCAUCAACAAGGCCGUCUCCAACAUCAUCUGCCACCUGGUCUUUGGUCACCGCUUUGAGUACGGGGACAAGAAGUUUGUGAAACUGAUGCUGCUGUUUGACAAGGCACUCCACAUUGAAGCUUCUAUUUGGGCACAGCUCUACAAUUCCUUUACUCUGCUGAUGAGAUUGUUGCCAGGUCCACAUCAGACCCUCAAACAGAUCUGGAGCGAUGUGAAGAAGUUCAUACGAGAAGAGCUGAACCAGCACAAGAAGAACUGGGAUCCUUCAAACAGCAAAGAUUACAUUGACUGCUACCUGCAGGAGAUUGAAAAGUAUAAAGCACAGAAUGGCAGCACAUUUGAUGAAGAAAAUUUGAUCAUGUGUGUCCUGGAUCUGUUUGUGGCUGGAUCAGAAACCACAUCCACCACCCUGCGAUGGGCAUUUCUCUACAUGGCUAAAUACCCUGAAAUCCAAGAAAAGGUCCAAGCAGAGAUAGACAGAGUAAUUGGACAGUCCAGACAGCCGUCUAUGGAGGAUCGUGCCAACAUUCCCUACACAGAUGCCGUAAUCCACGAGAUCCUCAGGAUAGGCACCAUUGCCCCUCUUGCCUUGCCACACUCUACCAACAAAGAAGUCCAGCUAGGAAGUUACACCAUCCCAAAGGAAGUGCUGAUAAUCCCUAAUCUAGCUUCAGUGCUGCUUGAUAGGAAAGAAUGGGAAACGCCUUUCACCUUUAACCCAGCACACUUCCUGAAUGACAAGGGCAAGUUUGAAAAAAAAACAGCUUUCAUCCCUUUCUCUGCUGGAAAGCGUCUGUGUCUGGGAGAAAACCUGGCCAGGAUGGAACUUUUCCUCUUUUUCACGUCCUUCAUGCAGCACUUCACUUUCUCAAUGCCGCCUGGAGUAAAGGCGGUGAUGGAUUACCGUGCAGGAAUCACUCUGGCACCAAAACCAUAUGAAAUCUGCAUAACACCACGCUAAGACCAACGUUUUCAUUAUUUUAAAGAAAUGCAAGAGCAAAAAAAAAAAAGCAUACCUGCCAUGCCUUUCUCCCCACAAACAUCAAUUUCUGCUGUAUAAGUGCAUACUGUGAAAUAUUUUGUUUUCAAUUGUGAAGACUUCUACUUAAUUGCAGAUUUUGUUUAGACGAGUGUCUUACAGGAAAAAAAUACCUAGAAAACACAGUUUCAGGUAGUUUUGGAAGAGCGAUCAAGCCAUUUCCCAAUGAUUUGGUGUUCAUCAUUCAACAAACAGCAACAAUGACAUACUGAAAAUUUCCAAUCUUUCUAGGUGUGAAUGCAAAUUCCUCCAGAAUUGAGAGAAAAUGCAAAACAAACCAUUAACUACACCUAGGCUUUCAAAGGCCACAAACAAGUUUUCAGUUAAAAAAAAUUAUAAAAACAGAUGUUUUAUGAUUGUAUUGGUAGAAAAUCAAAAAAAAAAAAAAAGAGCAUGUAAGUUUCAGAGAGAGAAGAUCCAAAGUGAUGGAGAACCCAGUCAGCAUUUUUCAGAGAAAUUAAUAGGAACAUGGCAGUACAGAAAAAGUUCGCAUAGCUGCUUCAUUGCAACAAAUCGAAAGGAAUCAACAUUCAUUAGUUAUUCCUUUUAAUACAGUGUAUUUUGCUUAUUUUGGUUUUGCAGUUUUAAAUUGCUUGCUUGUUGUGAUUUGAUGCUCUACUGUUCUCCUGCCAGAAGAUAUUAAAAAUGUACUUGCUUUACUUUGAACUGAA
Messenger RNA from Gambusia affinis (western mosquitofish), 3110 nucleotides. Its product is annotated as cytochrome P450 2J4-like. The record is from RefSeq and is a predicted model, not a curated record. Gene Ontology annotation, cellular component: cytoplasm; intracellular membrane-bounded organelle. The transcript is spliced from 9 exons. NCBI's taxonomy places the organism in Eukaryota, Metazoa, Chordata, Actinopteri, Cyprinodontiformes, Poeciliidae. Gene Ontology annotation, biological process: xenobiotic metabolic process. Gene Ontology annotation, molecular function: iron ion binding; heme binding; oxidoreductase activity, acting on paired donors, with incorporation or reduction of molecular oxygen, reduced flavin or flavoprotein as one donor, and incorporation of one atom of oxygen. Bases 859 to 2361 code for a protein of 500 amino acids.